GGUUACAUAGCGCUGCGUACGGGGUGGCCUUGGGCUCAGUUUGCGGAACUCUUGACGGGAGAACGUGUGGCGGCAGCUUUGCAUCCCUUCCUCUACUUUGCGUGCAGUGACCAUGGGAGACGUUGAGAAGGGCAAGAAGAUCUUUGUUCAGAAGUGUCCGCAGUGCCACACAGUUGAGAAGGGAGGCAAGCACAAGACUGGCCCUAACCUUCAUGGUCUUUUUGGCCGAAAGACUGGUCAGGCCGAAGGUUUCUCUUACACAGAGGCCAACAAAAGCAAAGGUAUAACCCGGGGAGAAGAUACACUGAUGGUUUACUUGGAAAACCCCAAGAAGUAUAUUUCAGGAACCAAGAUGAUAUUUGCUGGCAAGAAGAAGAAGAAGGGGGAGAGGGCAGAUUUAAUAGCAUACCUUAAGGAGGCCACUUCUAACUAAUGGCUUCUGCUCCCU
Messenger RNA from Podarcis raffonei (Aeolian wall lizard), 448 nucleotides. Its product is annotated as cytochrome c-like. The transcript has a single exon. Gene Ontology annotation, biological process: mitochondrial electron transport, cytochrome c to oxygen; mitochondrial electron transport, ubiquinol to cytochrome c. The coding region runs from base 113 to 433 and encodes 106 amino acids. The record is from RefSeq and is a predicted model, not a curated record. NCBI's taxonomy places the organism in Eukaryota, Metazoa, Chordata, Lepidosauria, Squamata, Lacertidae. Gene Ontology annotation, molecular function: heme binding; electron transfer activity. Gene Ontology annotation, cellular component: mitochondrial intermembrane space.